Molecule: messenger RNA, 1164 nt
Organism: Abrus precatorius (Indian licorice)
Lineage: Eukaryota; Viridiplantae; Streptophyta; Magnoliopsida; Fabales; Fabaceae
Product: 4-sulfomuconolactone hydrolase-like
Exons: 10
Coding region: 284-1033 (249 amino acids)
Biological process (GO): secondary metabolic process
Cellular component (GO): cytoplasm
Molecular function (GO): carboxy-lyase activity; hydrolase activity
Source: RefSeq, a predicted model, not a curated record
AUCACAAGUGGUGCUGCUGCUACAAUGCCUGAAACUGAAACCUUUUCAAUCACCGAAGUCAUUGAUUCUCAUCUCCAUAUCUGGGCUUCUCCUCAAGAGGCUGGUGAAUUCCCUUAUGCUCCCGGACAUGAGCCCACUUUACCAGGAAAUAUCGAUUUUUUGCUCCAGCCUCCCUAUCUGGCAUUUUCAUACAAAUUUUAAUGUCUGCUUGAGGUCAAUUACAUGGAAGCUGAUUCUGAUUAGAUUUGAUCAUUGAUGCUGAUACACAAUUUUUCUGAAGUGUAUGGAGGAGGCAGGAGUAGAUGGUGCCCUCAUUGUGCAGCCAAUUAACCAUAAAUUUGAUCAUAGUUAUGUUACAAGUGUUCUGAAGAAAUACCCAACCAAAUUUGUUGGUUGUUGCCUUGCUAAUCCAGUGGAGGAUGGAAGUGGGCUUAAGCAGUUUGAAGAUCUUGUUUUGAAGGAUGGUUAUCGUGCUGUUCGAUUCAACCCAGAUUUGUGGCCAUCUGGGGAAAAGAUGACAAAUGAAGUUGGGAAGGCAAUUUUCCAAAGGGCUGGAGAACUCAAUGUACCAGUGGGCUUCUUGUGCAUGAAGGGGCUUGGUCUAUAUAUUUCUGAAAUUGAGGAGUUGUGCACCGAAUUUCCCUCAACAGUUGUAUUGAUUGAUCACUUGGCCUUCUGCAAACCACCAUUAAAUGAAGAGCAAGGUCUUGCCUUUUCUCAGCUUUUGAAUCUAUCUAGAUUCCCACAAGUAUAUGUGAAAUUUAGUGGCCUUUUUAGAGUGUCAAGAGUGCAGUUUCCUUAUCUGGAUUUGUCUCCUCUGUUGUCCCAAGUUGUCUCUAGCUUUGGUUCUAACCGUGUAAUGUGGGGCAGUGACUUUCCGGAUGUUGUUCCUGAAUGUGGCUACAAAGGAGCCAAAGAAGCAGUGAAUCUUAUUGCCAAUCAGAUCUCUUUACCUUCAUCUGAUUUAAAAUGGAUCAUGGGGAAGACGGUUUCACAACUCUUCCAAAACCAAGUGAUUGCUGCCAAGUGCUAAGCAAGUUUUUCAUUGAGAUUUGAGAGUAUGAGUGAUAUCUCUCAGGUUGAGUCUUUCAGAUGUUGUAUUAAAAAUUAUAUGUUGACUGUAACAUGUACGAUUGUGUUGGCAUUAAUGAUGUUUAAUUGUGU